Phaedon cochleariae (mustard beetle) is the source of this 261-nucleotide messenger RNA. The record is from the annotation of a GenBank genome assembly. Lineage: Eukaryota; Metazoa; Arthropoda; Insecta; Coleoptera; Chrysomelidae.
AUGAUUCCCAAAGGACUUUGCACAGGUGAAAGCGAUGCGGUCACUGCCACCUUCGAUCUGUUCGACUCCUCGAGCGGUCCAGAUCUGACCCUAUCACCACAAACCUUCACCAAUUCCGCGGAAGCCUUCAUCAAUGACAACUCGAACAGUCUGGGUGUUUCGACAGAGAGCGAUACUGGUAGGUUCGACCACACCAAUGUGGAAAAAAAUAUUUGGCUAUACACAAUGCACAUAGCGCUUCGAGGUUUCAUACUAUUCUGA